GCAGGACGUCUAUCUUUUAACCUCCCCCCUUUUUUAUCGGAACCAAAAGGUUUUCUCUUCUCUCCGAAUGCAGUUAAGUCGUUUUAUUUCUUUUCCAGUCUCAUAUUUUCUAUUGCUUCCACGCAGUCAUUCUAGAUGCGACGGUGUCGAGGGUGUUUCAUCCCCAGAAUAACAAAUGGCAAGGUACAGAGAUUGAAGUGCCCACCGAAAGAUCCACUUUCAUCUGUAAAACUGGCUGCCAUUGAACGUUUCGAAAUAUUUUAAUUGGAUCGCUCGUGGUGACGCGUGCUGUCCACACUAUCAUUAGAUAUGGAAAUGAUGAACGACGACGACGAUAAGGUGAUACGCACAAUAACUAUAAGGUUAAUUGUUAGACGAUUUAAGGGGCAGAAAGUAUAUAAUUGGGGACAGAAGCUUGUUUUUAGCUUCUCUGUUUGUAUUUUGUAUUUGGCGUAUUGAAGUUUUCUGAAGCGUUGUGACAUUUUCCACUGUUGGGCAAGAUUUUUCGAGAUAUUGUCGAUCAUUAUAGUUGAUAGAUAGACACACUCGAUUUUAGGCUCUACGCACAACAAGUCGACAAUAUGCGCGACGAAGGGACAAUUGCACUCAUUCCUCAUCCCAGUGAUGAUCCACGGGAUCCAUUGAAUUGGCCAAUGAGGAAAAAAGUGCCUAUUGUCGCUGCCUUAUGUCUCGCAACCUUCGCUGGUUGUGCAAGUGGGCUUGCCGGUCAAUUGAUUCCAAAACCACAAGCAAAACUGUAUGGGGUUGAGAGUACAAAAAUGGCUUAUCAGACGUCAUGCUCCAACGCUGGCAUGAUAGCAGGAUCUUUGAUCCUCUUUCCAUUAUCUCACAAAUUUGGUCGUUCGUCUGUAAUUUUUUGGUCCACCGUUGGUGUGUUCAUCACCCAAGUAUGGGCAGCAUGCAUGACACACUCGACGCAGUACGCUCCAUUCCUUGCUUCCAGAGUAAUGGCUGGAUUCUUUGGAACCAUAGCUGGUAUACUUGGCCCUCGCAUACUUUUUGAUCUCUUCUUCUUACACCAGAGAGGUCGUGUCUUCACUUACUUUUAUUGGGCUUUCGAUUUCGGUACGGUGGCUGGUCCAACCCUAUCUGCAUUCAUAUCGACAGCAGGGAAAGGCUCAUGGACUUAUGCAUUUUGGUGGACAGCAGCGCUGGCAGCUUUGGCAGCGAUAAUGGUAUUUUUGUUCGUGUAUGAGACUUCCUGGGAUCGAUCGGAGGGGGCAAAUAAUUCAGCUAUUGCAACGCCUGAUGGAUUUGUUGCUAGUAAAUUUGCGACAUUCUUCCCAGGGACGAAAGUCACGAAGCAGGCCAGUUUGAAACAGGUCUUGCGCGUCGCAGCUAAUCCGUUUUUGAUCAUGGCUAAUCCGUCGAUGAUUUUACUGGCAAUGUUUACGCUGAUUAGUUUUGGAUUCUAUGUUGCUAUGAAUGCAAUUACUCCGGUUUGGUUACAGAAAGCCGUGGAAGAAGGAGGUUACGGAUUCACCUCUAAGGAGAAUGCGCUAUUUUCUCUGGGCCACUGGGCAGGAAUAAUAAUAGCCUUGAUCUACGGCCAUUUCGUCAGUGACCGUCUCCCUCUCUGGAUUUGUUCUCGAAAUCGUGGUAUCUGGAAGCCCGAAUAUCGCCUUUACGCUCUCAUUCUCCCCGCCUUGAUUUUCAAUCCAGUUGGUCUUGGUCUCUUUGGCGCAACGCUCCAAAAUCAUUGGAGCUGGGGAGUUCUCAUUUGGGCACAAAUAAUGGUGACAUUCGGAUCUCUAUCCAUCACCCCUAUCACCGUGAACUAUGCGUGUGAACUCUUCACGAAAGCUCCUGCUGAGACAGCUAUUGUGAUGAAUAAUUAUAGAGUUGGAUUUGGAUUGUCGGUGACGUUUUACAUUACGCCUUGGGUUCAGGAUUUGGGAUUUAGAUGGACAUAUGGAAUGAUGGCAUUCUUACAAGUAGCGAGCUUUGUAUUUGUGGUGAUACUAAUGUUGAAGGGGCAUGAGAUUAGAGAAUGGAAAGUUGGAGGUUUAAGUAGUGAUGAGGAGGGUCAAUGUGUUAUGGAGAAGGGAGAGAGUAUAAGUGAGCGUAGUGUGGGGAGUGAACGUCAGUAUGUCGGUGGUGAAAAAGGCAGUCACGAGGUCUGAUUUUAUCCAAUUAUGUUUAAUUUUAAUAAUGUUUUCAUGAGUUGGAGGGUUCUCAGAUGGCGCAUUGGGAGUAUAUGGGAGAGAUGUGAGCAAUGGAUGGUUGUAUAAUGACUGUAUAUAUAAUCCCACCUUGUCGCUCGAGUGUUUAAAGAGUUUAUAUAACGAAAAAACAAACA
Botrytis cinerea B05.10 is the source of this 2320-nucleotide messenger RNA. RefSeq lists its product as hypothetical. NCBI's taxonomy places the organism in Eukaryota, Fungi, Ascomycota, Leotiomycetes, Helotiales, Sclerotiniaceae. The transcript is spliced from 4 exons. The record is from RefSeq and is a predicted model, not a curated record. Gene Ontology annotation, biological process: transmembrane transport. Gene Ontology annotation, molecular function: transmembrane transporter activity. The coding region runs from base 582 to 2144 and encodes 520 amino acids.